AUGGAAACAUCAAAUAGCUGGAAACUUAGAGAUCUGAUUUGUGUUCUUAUAUCUGUGCCUGUAUCAUUAGUAAUAUGGAUUUUAGGAAAGAGCUUUUCGACAUUUUCCAAUAGUAACGCUUUGACAUACAUGACUUUAGACUUUUCAUUGACACCUUUACGUUCGUUUCUAUCGACUCUGUUUCCGUUCCUAUUUAUGGUCUAUGGAUAUAAGAAGCGAUCAGUUAAUAGAAGUGGAGCAAUUUUUGGAAUUAUUGUGGCUUUAUUGUUGACAUUUGCAUCACCUAUUUACCUUAUUGUCUUGGCUGCAUUCUUCUUUAGCAGUUCUAAGGCAACCAAGUAUAAGCAGGAUUUUAAGAAAAAGAUUGAGAAAGAUUUUAAAGUUGGUGGACAAAGGAACUGGGUGCAAGUGCUGUGCAAUGGAGGUGUUGGCGGGUUUAUAGCACUAGCUCAUUUAUUGGAACUAGGAGUUGGAGAGAGACCUAUUGACUUUUUAAAUAAUUAUUAUGCAUCAUUACUCGGCAUAUCUGUUAUGUCAUCAUUUGCAUGUGUUAACGGUGAUACAUGGGCUUCUGAAUUAGGCAUAUUGUCAAGAACAGAUCCAGUAUUAAUUACAGAUUUAAGCAAGAAAGUGCCAAAAGGAACUAACGGAGGUGUCUCAAAAUGGGGCUUAUUUGUCAGCUUUGCUGGUGGAAUUUUUAUUGGAUUAUUUUAUUAUAUUGCGACUUUAAUAUUCAUUGAUCGUGACUUGUUAAUUGACUGCCCACCACAAUAUCCAAUAAUUCUUUUAGGUGGCAUUGCUGGAUUUUUUGGGUCAUUAAUCGACUCACUUUUAGGUGCGACUCUUCAAUUCUCAGGUCAAACGCCAGAAGGAUAUAUUGUUGAGGAGAUAGAAGAGAAAGUUGUUAAAAUUAGUGGACGUAAGAUUCUCAACAAUCACAGCGUUAAUCUCCUGAGUUGUCUAUUCACUGCUUUAGUAAUUCCAGUCAUUGCACAACAAUUUUGGAACUUUUUUACAUUAUUUUAA
Molecule: messenger RNA, 1026 nt
Organism: Chironomus riparius
Lineage: Eukaryota; Metazoa; Arthropoda; Insecta; Diptera; Chironomidae
Source: the annotation of a GenBank genome assembly